Molecule: messenger RNA, 1871 nt
Organism: Orussus abietinus
Lineage: Eukaryota; Metazoa; Arthropoda; Insecta; Hymenoptera; Orussidae
Gene: Dnaaf6
Product: protein PIH1D3
Exons: 4
Coding region: 1-585 (194 amino acids)
Biological process (GO): axonemal dynein complex assembly
Cellular component (GO): cytoplasm
Molecular function (GO): protein-folding chaperone binding; dynein intermediate chain binding
Source: RefSeq, a predicted model, not a curated record
AUGGAUGGAUGCUUUAAUUACACCGAAUUAAAAGCUCUUCAGGAAUUACUAUCUCCCACGAAGGAAGACUCAGAGCCAGAAGAUGACUUGCCUCAGGCGGGUGCACGAAAAUUAGGCCCUGGUGAUAUUAGUGUGCAGAAAGAAGCUGUUCCCACUCAUACAGGACCCCAUGCAGCCCUUGCGUCGAAUAAUGAUAAGGAUAUUUGGCAUCCUGAUGAAGUGGAACCAGGAUCACGCUGGGACCCUAGAUCUUCGGAUCCUCGAGCUACUCCGGAAUAUGAGAUGAAGUUCAAACAGGCAGUCACCCCGGAGGACGUCUUUCUCGGGAUGAGCUUCAAAAGCCCUGCCAGCGCUUCGUGCGAAUGGUUGACGCUGCUCGUCAAACUCCCCGGAGAGAUACGAGAAAAAGUCGAACUUUCCGUCGAAUCGGAACUUGUGGAUAUACGUAGUCCCAAAUACCGCCUACACCUGCCGACACCGCACUCGGUCGAACCCAACUCUUCUUCCGCAAAAUGGCACGAGAGCUCUUCCACCUUGGAGAUUUCCCUGAAACUUUCUCGCGAAUUGGAUGCCCUUAACUUUUAGUCCUUUCUCUUCGAUCGGAUUAAACAACGUAAGAAAAUGAAUCCUCUUGAUCACGAUCACGGGGAAAAAGUAUAGCAUUUAAGUUUCCAUUAAUAUUAAUCAGAGAUUUCCUUUUCAAUUAGUUCCCACGUACCUGUAAUUUCACGGACAGUAGUUCAGAUUCCAUAGCGUGUGGUGUAUCUUUUUUCGCCGAGUCCGUAAACUUGUUUGAAGAUCAGAAGACACGUUUAGAGUAGCCAACGGCUAGGAACAAAUUUCAACCGGCAGCUUAUGAUGGCUUCAUGGGAACGGGUUCCCGGUGAGAACGGUGACAACGGUGACACGAUUAACAAGCUUUGGGAGAAUCGACGAAUGUUGGGAAGUUCCUUACACUGGGAGUAUUUCCAGUUUACCGGGAAAUCCUCGGUGACGUGAUACUUCCUACGGCGGGGAUAUCGACGGGUCCUUUCAGCGCGACACAUUAAUCGCGUUUUGCUUCCCUCGUUUUUCCCUCGAAUUCGCCGGCUAGAACCUUCGUCGAAUCAACGUGUAUGAACCAUUUAUUCGGGCCAAGGCUCGGUCCUCGAUUUCUUUCCUAACCCGCGACCUGUUCGCGAAGAGAGCGAAAACUGCGUCGCGCCGACUUACAAAAUGUUUAUUUCCGUCAUAUAUGAAAAACCCGGGCUCGCUGUACGAGCCGAGGACAGUCGGGCUUACGAUAAACAACCUAUUUCACACGGAGUUGCACAAGGUCGCUCUUUUACGGACUUAUGCUAGGAACGUGGACGCGUAUUAUGGGACGGUGUUUUGUGGUUGAUCCCUAGACCCCGGGCUCAUUUUCCGGUCCUCUCCACUUCGAUACACCAAUCCACCUGUCUCGUGGUUACCCAUCCACUCGUCGAUCUCCCCGUCCACGUGGUAGACCCAUUUGCUUGACCAUCGCAGUCGAGGUCGAGUCACUCCUAGCCGGAGUGUCACAGCUAACCGUCCUCAAAGAUCCGUAGCUCGGAACAAGGUCUUGUCCCGCCUACGGUAAGAAGUCAUCCGCCAGUCUGGCAAUGCGCAUAUUGGUGUACACAAACGAACGAGUCUCUAUACACGCGUAACAGACAUGCGGCCGGACGAAUGGAGCCGAGCUUCACGGUCGGAUACGUGCAAACGUAAGACGGAGGCAAUGAAAGUGGCGAUUUUCCCACGCCCUGCAGGAGCGACUCGCGCUAUUACGCGACACGAGUCACGGAAUCGCGCCCCACCAAGGACGUCAUCAACUGGACACGCGUAAACGCACCUUUGCGAAAUAAAUUUGA